AUGGUGUCGACGAAAUCCAUGAAGGCAGCGGAGAAGGCAGCUCAGGCAGCCGGGAGGAACACCGAGGCGGGCGAUGUUGAUCUCGACGGGGUGGUGACGGAGGACGUCACCGAGCUGGAGGCGGUGAAACUGGUGGUGCACGAGCACUCUGAUGCGCUGGCUCGGCUCGAAGAAGGCCUGGCAAGGGUGCAGGCUGACGCGAAGGCGGAUGCCGAUGAUCUGCGACAGAGGCUGGAAAACCUGAUGCGGGCGAUUGCCUCGCUGCAGGCAAAGGGGGAUGGAUCAGGGGGAGCGCCGAUUCUGGCUGAGUCGGCGAUCGAAGGAGGCGGCGCGACGGGGGCUGCGGAGACUGCGGCGACCGCGGCGGGCGGCUGUCAGCGGGACCACGGCAACGGUGGCGCAGGUGGGCGCGGCUCUCGCGAAGGCCAGCGGCGGGGCGAGCGCGGCAAGGGCGGCGGCGGCUCAGGCCGAAGGAAGCAGGGCGGAGGACACCAGGCCGGGCCGAGCUGA
Molecule: messenger RNA, 510 nt
Organism: Linum trigynum
Lineage: Eukaryota; Viridiplantae; Streptophyta; Magnoliopsida; Malpighiales; Linaceae
Source: the annotation of a GenBank genome assembly